CCCACCCCACCCCACCCCUCCCCUACCCUAACCUAACCUAAGCUACCCUAAUACAUACUAAGCUCUCUUCUUCUCCUCUCUUUGUUUCUACCUUUCAUCUCUGAUACUAAACAAGCAGAAGAUUUCAUGGGAGGUGGUGAUGAAGAAAACGAGAGCAAGUGGCCGCUGUGGCUCCGCCCUCUUCUACAAACAACCUUCUUUAAUCAAUGCAAACUUCAUGCCAGUUCCCAUAAGAGUGAAUGCAACAUGUAUUGCUUGGACUGCAUCAAUGGACCUCUUUGUUCCCUCUGCCUCAAUUUGCACAAGGAUCAUCGAGCCAUUCAGAUAAGGAGAUCAUCCUACCAUGAUGUAAUAAGGGUGUCUGAGAUUCACAAGUAUAUGGACAUAACCGGAGUACAAACUUAUGUGAUAAACAGUGCCAAAAUCGUGUUCUUGAAUGAACGGCCACAGCCUAGGCCUGGUAAAGGUGUCACCAAUACCUGUCGAGUCUGUCACCGAACCCUUGUCGAUUCCUUCGCUUAUUGCUCCCUUGCCUGCAAGAUUGUUGGGACGUCCAAGAAUUUCGAAAACAAGAAAAUACACACCGAGGUGGAGGAAGAAUCCAUGAUUGUUAGGAACAAAACAAAGAGCUAUGGGCCAUCAACACCUCCAAAUUACACAAACGCAAAAAGGAGAAAGGGGAUCCCUCACAGAGCUCCUACAGGUGCACUUAUUAUGGAAUACUAAAUGAAUUCAAUUUCAGUUCCGGCAUACCGAGCUUUGUCGAUAGAAGCCGAAGUUGGAGUAGGAGUCGGAGUCAGAAACACACCAUAAGACUACAUCUAUACGCCAUCCAUCUGUAUGAUAUCAUCAUCCACAUCAAGAAACCAGUUUGAUUCAAGUCAAGGCGAGUUUUAUGCAGUAGUUUAAUAGUAGAUUUUCUGGUAUGACAUACAUAGUCAUGGAAUUGGAAGACGAAUAAUGAAUAAAUGUGUACCCAGAAAUCAUUGAAAUGUAAAAUUAAGAAAGAAAGGGAAAAACAUAAAGGAGGCCCUAAAUUGUGAAUAUAACUUGUGUUCGUUUUGUAACAGGCAGAGUACAUGUUAUCUUGA
This is a messenger RNA of Olea europaea var. sylvestris, 1091 nucleotides long. RefSeq lists its product as uncharacterized. The record is from RefSeq and is a predicted model, not a curated record. The coding region runs from base 127 to 726 and encodes 199 amino acids. The transcript is spliced from 4 exons. NCBI's taxonomy places the organism in Eukaryota, Viridiplantae, Streptophyta, Magnoliopsida, Lamiales, Oleaceae.